Molecule: messenger RNA, 582 nt
Organism: Neospora caninum
Lineage: Eukaryota; Apicomplexa; Conoidasida; Eucoccidiorida; Sarcocystidae
Exons: 1
Coding region: 1-582 (193 amino acids)
Source: RefSeq, a predicted model, not a curated record
AUGGCGAACAAUAGAACCCUCGCAAGGCGGAGGCGUGCCUUUUCUCCUCUGACCGUCGUCAUGUUGGCGGUGACGCUUGUGGCCUUCAUGGGCGUGCCUCUCAGCUCCACGGGAGCCGCCGACGCAGCCGAUCCGGUUGAAUCCGUGGAGGCAAAUCGACGGGGAUACACGUCGUACGGUGAGCCGCCAGUCGCCGUGGGAACCUCUGAAGAGUAUGUCAACUCUUCCGAGUUAGCAGGCAGUCGUGACAAGGGGAACGCGGAAGCGGAAGAAGAAGCCGCUGAGGUUGAGACUGAUGUUCAGCCUUCCAGCGUGACGAUUGAUACGGAGGAACGCGCGGCACCCAGUCAGGUACAGGUACAGCAAGAGAGAAUGGAAGAAGCUGACGAUGCUCCGAAACCUGUUCCGGUGCGGUCGGCGGUCCCGUCUACAGUGGCGAAACGGCAGCAGGCACGUCACAGAGUCAUUGGGACAGCGGUGAUAGCGGCAGUAGUUGCGGCACUUCUUUGGAAGUUUUCGAGACGCCGAUCGGGAGCUCCACGUGAGGGGGGGGAAAAUGAAAACGGCGGGGAGGAAAAAUAG